Closterium sp. NIES-65 is the source of this 459-nucleotide messenger RNA. The record is from the annotation of a GenBank genome assembly. Lineage: Eukaryota; Viridiplantae; Streptophyta; Zygnematophyceae; Desmidiales; Closteriaceae.
AUGGGAAACCUGUUUAGUACAGUCACAUCCGCAGACGCGGCUGCAACUGUGCAUCCCAAAAAUGACCCCGUCGCUGCCACUUGCGGCCCCAUCACCGCCACCUGCGGCCCCGACGCCGCCACCUGCGGCCCCGUCGCCGUCACCUGCGGCCCCGUCGCCGCCACCUGCGGCCCCGUCGCCACCACCUGCAGCCCCGUUGCCGCCACCUGCGGCCCCGUCGCCGCCACCUGCGUCCCCGACGCCGUCACCUGCGGCCUCGUCGCCGCCACCUGCGGCCCCGUCGCCGCCACCUGCGGCCCCGUCGCCGCCACCUACGGCCCCGUCGCCGCCACCUUCGGCCACGCAGCCGCCACCUGCGGCCCCGCCGCCACCUGCGGCCCCGUCGCCGCCACCUGCGGCCCCAUCGCCGCCACCUGCGGCCCCGUCGCCGUCACCUGCGGCCCCGUCGCCCUCCCCUAG